Molecule: messenger RNA, 3204 nt
Organism: Morus notabilis
Lineage: Eukaryota; Viridiplantae; Streptophyta; Magnoliopsida; Rosales; Moraceae
Product: probable LRR receptor-like serine/threonine-protein kinase At1g06840
Exons: 21
Coding region: 185-2956 (923 amino acids)
Biological process (GO): protein phosphorylation
Molecular function (GO): protein binding; protein kinase activity; ATP binding
Source: RefSeq, a predicted model, not a curated record
UUCAAUGACUUUCCAUUUUUAGUCUCUCUCUUGUCCUUUCCGUUGAAUUCUUUCUCAAAUUCCGCAGGGUACAAUUCUCCAGCAAUGGGCUUCUUAUCUCAAGAGAGUCAUGCUUCUUUUGUUGUCUCUGUCUUGUCUUUUCCUUUGAUUUCUUCCGAAAGUUGUUUAAGCUAAGGGUUUCAAGAUGAGAAGGUUGAGAGUUUUGGGAUGUGUUAUCGCGGCGUCAUAUUGCUGCCUUUUGCUUCUUGUGACAGCACAAGUUACAGAUCCUUCGGAAGUGAAAGCCUUGCGGGCUGUGAAGAGCAGGUUAAUUGAUCCCAACAAUUAUCUCAGAAACUGGCACAAGGGGGAUCCUUGUACAUCUAACUGGACUAAAGUUGUAUGUUCGAACAAAACUGGAAAUGAUGGAUACUUACAUGUUACAGAGCUCCAGCUGUUGGAUGUGAAUCUCUCAGGAAAUUUAGCACCUGAGCUUGGUCAACUGUAUCAUCUUUGGAUAAUAGAUUUCAUGUGGAAUGGACUAACGGGCACUAUACCCAAGGAGAUUGGAAAGCUUUCAUCCUUGACACUCUUGCUCUUGAAUGGAAACAAACUUUCAGGUUCUCUACCUGAUGAGCUCGGAUAUCUUUCAAAAUUAAACCGGCUUCAGGUUGACCAGAACCAAAUGUCAGGUCCAAUACCAAAAUCAUUUACUAACUUGGUCAGCGUUAAGCACCUUCACAUGAACAACAAUUCUUUCAGUGGUCAAAUUCCUUCGGAGCUUUCCAAGUUACCCAUUCUUCUUCACUUGCUUUUGGAUAAUAACAACUUGUCUGGGCAUCUUCCGCCAGAACUCUCCAACUUAACAGAGCUGCGCAUAUUUCAACUUGAUAACAACAACUUCAGUGAGUCUGACAUUCCAGCUACAUAUGGAAACUUUUACAGUUUAGCAAAAUUAAGUCUUAGAAAUUGCCGUUUGCAAGGAUUUGUUCCUGAUCUUAGCAAGAUAGCCAACCUUAGUUAUUUAGAUUUGAGCCGGAAUCAUCUUAUUGGACCUAUACCAUCACAAGAGCUUUCUGAUAGCAUGACAACUAUAGAUCUGUCAUAUAACAAUCUCAAUGGUUCUAUUCCCAGCACUUUCUUAGAUCUUCCUCAUCUCCAGAAACUCGAUCUUCGGAACAACUCAUUGUCAGACAGUUCAGGAGAUCUAGAUCCUGGUGCCAAUGUCAGUCUGAGGCUUGAAAACAAUCCCAUCUGCAAGAACGCAAGUCAACAAAACAUAGGCCAGUUUUGUACAUCUUCAGCUGAGAAGAACGAGAUCCCUGAGAAAUCAAAAGAUCCAACUGAAACAAGCUGUCCUAUUCAGUCAUGUCCAUUCGAUAACUUCUAUGAAUAUGUACCAACUUCCUCUGUACGAUGCUAUUGCGCAGCACCAAUAAGAAUUGGAUAUAGACUAAAGAGCCCAAGUUUUUCUUAUUUCCGUCCAUAUUAUAAUGAGUUUAAGGUAUACCUAACCAGGUCUCUCAAGUUGGAUGUUUCACAAUUAUCAAUUGAUUCCUUCUUCUGGGAAAGUGGGCCUCGUCUCCGGAUGUACUUGAAGCUUUUUCCUAUGUUCAAUUCUUCCCACUCAAAUACAUUUAACACAAGCGAGGUUCAGCGAAUAAGACGCAUAUUUAUAUCAUGGGAAUUUCCUCGCACCGACUUUUUUGGGCCAUAUGAGCUUCUUAACUUCACUCUCCUGGGGCCAUAUUCAGAUGUCAUAAUUACUAAUGCUGAAGGAUCAGGCAUUAGUAAAGGAAUUUUGGCAGCCAUAGUACUAGGAGCCAUUGCUUGUGUUUUUACCAUCUCUGCAAUAGUACUUCUUUUGAUCUCUAGACAUAAAUACCAGCAAGCACCAUCAAGGAGACGCCAAUCCUCGACAAUUUCUAUAAAGAUUGAUGGUGUGAAAGCAUUUAGUUUCAAAGAAAUGGCAACAGCUACUGGGAACUUUGAUAGCUCAACUCAAGUUGGCCGAGGAGGUUAUGGGAAGGUUUAUAAAGGCAUCUUAGGUGAUGACACAAUUGUGGCUAUAAAGCGUGCAGAAGAAGGAUCACUGCAGGGACAGAAAGAAUUCUUGACAGAGAUAGAACUGUUAUCAAGGGUACAUCACCGAAACCUCGUCUCAUUGAUUGGGUAUUGUGAUGAGGAAGAGGAGCAGAUGCUAGUUUACGAGUUCAUGCCUAAUGGGACAUUGAGGGACUGGCUUUCUGCUAAGGCCGAGAGAACCUUGAAUUUCAGUAUGAGGUUGAGUAUUGCACUGGGUUCAGCUAAAGGUAUUCUUUAUCUCCAUACUGAAGCAGAGCCUCCUAUAUUCCACCGAGAUAUCAAAGCCACCAACAUACUUCUGGAUUCCCACCUCACCGCUAAAGUGGCUGAUUUUGGACUGUCACGACUAGCACCGCUCCUGGAUGCUGAAGGAACUGUGCCUGAAUAUGUAUCUACAGUUGUGAAGGGAACACCAGGUUACCUGGAUCCAGAAUAUUUCUUGACCCGUAAGUUGACAGAUAAAAGUGAUGUCUAUAGCCUGGGAGUUGUAUUUCUGGAGCUAUUGACGGGUAUGCAUCCGAUAUCACAUGGCAAAAACAUUGUGCGCGAGGUGAUGACAGCAAAUCAUUCUGGGACGAUGUUCUCCGUUAUAGACAGCAGAAUGGGGUCCUAUCCAUCUGAAUGUCUGGAAAGGUUUGCUGCUUUGGCGCUUAGUUGUUGUGAUGAAAAAACAGAGAGGAGGCCGUCGAUGUUGGCUGUCGUGAGGGAGCUAGAAGACAUACUUAAGAUGAUGCCAGAAUCCGACACUGUUGUUUCAGAAUCAACUUCCACAUUUUCUGGCUUGUCCACUACACAAUCUUCAUCCUUUAUGGCGAGCAGCUCGCUCGUGUCCUCAUCUAUGUCAGGAAGUGAUCUUGUCAGCGGUGUCAUUCCAACCAUCACACCUCGCUGAGACUGAUUUCAAGGAGUUUCUCUGCGUUUUAUUCCUCAAAAGCGGUGAAUGUAGAUGUAGACGAUUUUGUAACAAGUGUAUGGUCAUUUUAGAAAGCAAUAGCAGUGAGAAAAGGACGGUUGUUUCUUCUUAGCUUAGCUGUGAAGCCAGGUAUAUCUCUGUAAAAAUGUUGCACGAUUCUUCUUCUACUUCUUCUAAUGCACGAUCUGGAAUACAAUUUGCACGAUCUAGAAUACAAUUCUUGAAUA